This is a messenger RNA of Triticum urartu, 1194 nucleotides long. Lineage: Eukaryota; Viridiplantae; Streptophyta; Magnoliopsida; Poales; Poaceae. The record is from RefSeq and is a predicted model, not a curated record.
UGUAUUGUUGUAGAGGCCGGGUGUAAUUGAUAUCUCCGUGAUAUUAAUAUAUUUCUUUUGCCGAAAAAAACAAAGCAUGGUGACUCGCCAACUCCAAGCAAGCACAAAGGAUCACGCUGAGUGCGGAGAAACUACCAGUGCACAAGCAAUCACAAAGUGACAAAGCUGGGUGCCGUGCAGAAAUCUGGGCGCUCGCCCGUCCACGACGCAAGCGCUGAGGAAGGAGAGGAGAAGCUACUCCGUGGUGCGUGGCGAGCUCCAAGGCCGCCGCCGCGACUGCAGCUGCAAUCUUAGCGGAUCAGUCCCUGGCGAUAUCACAUCAGCCUCCUCCAGCUCAGAUCAUGAGGAAUGGAGGGGUUUCUUGUCAGUGCCGCCACGGGUGCCUUGAAACCCGUCCUGGGGAAGCUGGUCGUUGUGCUGGGCGACGAGUACAAGCGUUUCAAGGGAGUGCACAGCCAGAUAAAGUUCCUCGCCGAUGAACUCAUGGCCAUCCAUGCUUUUCUGCUGAAAAUGUCUGAGGUCGAGAAUCCUGAUGCGCAAGACAUGGCAUGGAUGAAUGAGGUGCGGGAUCUGUCCUACGACAUCGAAGACAGCCUCGACGAAUUCAUGCUACGCGAUGACACUAAGCCAUAUGGCUUUAUUGAGAAGAUCAAUAAUUUGUUAGAGAAGACCAGGAGUCGGAGUAGUAUUGCCAAAGCAAUCCAAGAUUUGAAGAAGCAAGUGGUUAUGGUGGGCGAGAGGCAUGCAAGGUACAAGAUUGGUGAGGGUGUCUCCAAGACAAGCAACACUACUGUCGACCCUAGAGCUCUUGCUAUAUUUACGGACAUGUCAAACCUUGUCGGUAUUGAUGGGCCGAAGCAUGAUGUUAUCACAUUGCUUAGUGAAGAAGUUGGGGGUAAAUUAACGCAACAACAUCCAAAGGUGGUCUCUAUUGUUGGUUUUGGUGGACUGGGUAAGACGACUCUUGCACACCAAGUAUAUGAAGAGUUGAAAGGGGAAUUUGAAUGUCAGGCUUUCAUAUCGGUGUUAAGAAAUCCAGAUAUGAUGAAAAUUCUUAGAACUAUUCUUAGUGAAGUAAGUAAGAAAGACUAUGCUAGUGAAGCUGCGGAUGAACAACAACUCAUUAUCAAGAUCUCCAACUUCCUCAAAGACAAAAGGUGCUACCUCAACUCAAUUUUACUCGUCAUCUUCUAA